AAAUAUAAACACGACCGUAGGUCUGCAACCACAAUGGCAAUGCGUUGGCCGUUUUUGUUUGGUGUAUCACGAAUAUUAAUUCGUCAGAAAAAUCAUACGUGUGUGCGAUAUUUUGCUGCGAAUGCCACCUCACAUAUCUCCUCGAACAAAAUAGAAUUUGAUAGAAAAUUGUCGUUCAGACAAAAUGAUCCUGAUGUCUUUGGAACCCUUACUUUGCAUGGGAGUCGCGGAUCGCAGUCAUUAGAUUCAAUAAAUAAUCAAGAGUUGCAAGUGGAUGAAGGAGAUGUUAAAGAAGAGAAACAUCUAAGUUUUCAACCUGCAGACAGAAAGAGUGUUGAAGAUUUUGAAAAGGAGAUUAGCCAACUAAUUGAAAACCGAAAGUUAAAGGAUGCAUUGUUUUGUUUGGAAGUAACCAUGAAGGAAGAUAGAAUCCAGCCAUCAAUAGGAAUCUUUUCUUUGUUAAUUGGAGCAUGUGGUAGAGCAGGAUACAGCAAAAAAGCCUUUAGUCUUUUCAACCAGAUGAAGAAGAAGGGAUUGGACCCUAAAGAUUGCCAUUAUACUGCUCUUUUUAAUUCAUGUGCAAACUCACCAUGGAAGGUUGAUGGUUUACAAAGGGCAAAAGUAUUGAGGCAACAGUUGAACGAUAGAAAUGUUCUUCUGAAUAGAGCCCAGUACCAUGCAAUGAUGAAAGCGUUUGGUCACUGUGGAGAAAUAAACUCAGCUUUGCAAAUUGUGGAUGAAAUGGUCUCCAAUAACCUUGUUGUCACGACAGAGAGCUUUAAUUUCUUGCUUCAAGCAUGUAUCUCAUUGCCUGAAGAAGGAUUCACCCGGGCUGUUCUGGUCUGGAGGAAGUUAAGAAACAUGAGAGUUACUCCGUCAAUUUUUUCUUACAAUCUAAUGCUUCGUACCGUCCGCGAUUGUGAUGCUAAGGAAGUGAAUGGCCAACAAAAUCUGAUUGAGUCCGUUUUGCGUUUAGAAGAGAAAUCAGACUUGCAAGCCAGUAGUAUGCUGAACCAGUCAAUACUUACAACGUCGGAGUUAACAUUAGUUACAGAUCAACUGACGGUACGUCCGAACUUGCUUGCUGAAAAAAUCAAGUCUAGCAAUAUCAUGGCUUUGAUUGGCCUAGAAAAAACGGAGAACCGGUUAGCCCUUUUGGGUGGUAUUGAAGGAUUUUUGGAAGAAAUGAACAAGGAUCACGUUCGACCGGAUAUCAAGACUUUUUCCCUUCUUCUGGAGACGAUAGUAUCAAACGAAAAAGAGGAAAAAGUGCUAAUGGAACAAAUGAAAGCAUGCGGAGUUACGCCAGAUAUAAGCUUUUUAAACAUUUUCAUUAAAAAGCGCCAAUUUAGGCAAGAUUACUACGGAGCUCAGGAAAUAUUAAGUUACUUUCAAGAUUACCAACUUUUUCCGGAUAUUAUGACGUUCGGGGUUCUCGCCUUGGGUUGUCGUACUCUUCCAGAAGCCGAUUCUCUGCUGAGCGAUAUGGAAAACGCAGGAUUCAGAAUGAACAUAGAAAUUUUUGGUUGCCUUUUGAAGAAUGCGAUUGUUCGCAGAAAUUGCUUUUACAUUGUAGAUCUCCUGAAGCGAGCCGUCAAGAUGAAUCUAGCUUUAGAUGAGAAAGCUGUGAAACUCUUGGAUAAGUUCAAAAGAGAAACUAGGGAAGCCAUAGCCAAGCAUGAUCGAGGUCUGAAAGUUCCAAAAGUAUACGGAGAACGAGGAUUUAGGGAAUCUUUUAAAAUUUUCUGUCUUGAAUACAAACCUCACAUGCAAAAGCUUGAAUUAGCUCUAGAACCGCAUCCCUGGCAACAGUACCGGUACGACUUGUCGAAAGAAGACCGAUCACCCGAUCCGCCUUGUCCACUCCCUAGUAAAAAAAACUGUACAAAAUAAAAAGUAAAUAAUUUCAUAAAUGAAA
Messenger RNA from Daphnia carinata, 1918 nucleotides. RefSeq names its product pentatricopeptide repeat-containing protein 1, mitochondrial-like. Gene Ontology annotation, cellular component: mitochondrial matrix. NCBI's taxonomy places the organism in Eukaryota, Metazoa, Arthropoda, Branchiopoda, Diplostraca, Daphniidae. Bases 34 to 1893 code for a protein of 619 amino acids. The record is from RefSeq and is a predicted model, not a curated record. The transcript is spliced from 9 exons. Gene Ontology annotation, molecular function: tRNA binding; protein binding. Gene Ontology annotation, biological process: tRNA 3'-end processing.